Coturnix japonica (Japanese quail) is the source of this 9702-nucleotide messenger RNA. RefSeq names its product clavesin 2 (gene CLVS2). Gene Ontology annotation, molecular function: phosphatidylinositol bisphosphate binding. Gene Ontology annotation, biological process: lysosome organization. Gene Ontology annotation, cellular component: clathrin-coated vesicle; trans-Golgi network; endosome. NCBI's taxonomy places the organism in Eukaryota, Metazoa, Chordata, Aves, Galliformes, Phasianidae. The record is from RefSeq and is a predicted model, not a curated record.
UUUUUUCCUCCUUUUUGGCUUGGUGAUUUUUUUAUUUUUUUUUAUUCCCUCCCACGAAGAGGCUUCCGAAGCGGGGCGAGGGCUGGUUUCCCGUAGAUGGUGCCGCGGCGGGGAGGGCAGCCCCCCUGCCAGCCCCAGGCCGGGGGAGCAGCCCCUGGCUUCACUCGCCCUGCCUAGAGGCCCUCUCCGCAGCACCGGCAGCGGGGACGAGUGGCAGCCGUCAGCCCGCAGCCCAGUCCCCGGUGGCGGGCGGCGGCGCCUCCGCUGAGCGGCUCCGGGGAAGAUGCGGCCCGGCGAAGACCGCCGCGGGGAGGGCGCUAUGCGGGAGAGAUAACGCGGCUCCGCCAGCAGCCGGGGGCGUCGCGGUGCCGGCGGGGGGAGCCAGCAGCCCCCGGGACCUGGGAACCUCCGGAGCGGGCCGGGGAACGGCGGGACGAGACCCGGCGGCGGGGAGCGGCGAUUUGCCGUGCCCGGCACCGCGCCUCGGGACCGGCGUGCGGGAGGCUGAGGAGCGCGGGCGGCAGCAGGAGGAGGAGGAGGAGGAGGAGGGCAGCGCCAUGACUCACUUACAGGCAGGGCUCUCCCCUGAGACUCUGGAGAAAGCCCGUCUGGAGCUGAACGAGAACCCCGACACCUUGCACCAGGACAUCCAGGAGGUGCGGGACAUGGUCAUCACCCGGCCGGACAUCGGCUUCCUCCGCACCGAUGAUGCCUUCAUCCUGCGGUUUCUGCGGGCCAGGAAGUUUCAACACUUCGAGGCAUUUCGCCUCCUGGCGCAGUACUUUGAGUACCGCCAGCAGAACCUGGACAUGUUCAAGAGCUUCAAGGCCACCGACCCGGGCAUCAAGCAGGCGCUGAAGGACGGCUUUCCUGGUGGGCUAGCCAACCUGGACCAUUAUGGCAGGAAGAUCCUCGUCCUUUUUGCUGCCAACUGGGACCAGAGCAGGUACACAUUGGUGGAUAUUUUGCGCGCCAUACUUCUUUCUUUAGAAGCCAUGAUAGAAGAUCCUGAGCUUCAAGUGAAUGGAUUUGUUUUGAUUAUAGACUGGAGCAACUUCACCUUCAAGCAGGCCUCUAAGCUCACACCAAGUAUGCUUAGGUUAGCCAUAGAGGGCCUUCAGGACAGUUUUCCAGCUCGGUUUGGAGGAAUACAUUUUGUCAACCAACCAUGGUAUAUUCACGCCCUCUACACUGUUAUACGACCCUUUCUAAAGGAGAAGACACGAAAAAGGAUAUUCCUUCACGGUAAUAACCUCAACAGUCUACAUCAGCUAAUACAUCCUGAGAUCCUGCCUUCAGAGUUUGGAGGAAUGUUGCCCCCAUAUGACAUGGGGACAUGGGCAAGAACACUGCUAGACCAUGAAUAUGAUGAUGACAGUGAAUGCAAUGCAGACUCCUACAAUGCUCCAGCAAAAGAUAUAGAAAAGGACCUCUCUCCCAAGUCCAUGAAGAGGUCUCAGUCGGUGGUGGAUCCUGGGGUGCUAAAACGCAUGGAUAAGAAUGAGGAAGAAAACAUGCAGCCUUUGCUUUCCCUUGACUAACAGUUCUGAGCAUCAAACGUGAACUGAAGUGGAAGACACUCAGCAACAAGCAAACCAUUGGGAAGGAGUGUACCAGCUGGAAUCCUAUUUACUCAUGUUUAUGUAGCAUAAUGGAAGCAGGCAUAAGAUUUUACUAUUCUGCCUGAAUUCUGGAUGCCCUGGGGUGAAAAAGAAGAGAAGAAAGAAGGAAAAUAACUUAAAAAUAGGAAUCAAUAAUUUAUUAUGUAAGUGCCAACUUGUUUGUAAUUACAAUAUAAUCUUCCACUUUGACUUUCUAAGUUAUGGUAAACAAAAUGCUAUGAGUGACUACUAAACAUGUCAGUGAUGUGCACUGUACAAAGGAGUAGAAAAUGUGCAUGCAUACACACAUGCGUGCACACACAUAGAGAAACACAUACUGGACAAGAAAAAGUAUCAAACCAACUAAAUGUUGUCCUUCUUGUAGGAAGCCAUACUGCAGCUAGUAUAUUGACUGCAAUAUACAGUAUAUUCUCUGCAAUGCUCAGCAGUGUGCAAAGAUAAAGAGCAAUUAUAAGAACUUGGGGAUGCUGUAACCAGUCAAGUAUUUCCUAAAUGUAGGAAUUUAUUGCCAACUAACUUUGUGGCUUAGAAUUGUGAUUUAGCAUAAACCAUGUAGCAUUGUGAAGAAGAUAACUGAUGAGCUGGAACCAACUCUUUGACAGCUUUGAUGUUUGGCUGUAUGAGUCUGUGUGGUUUCUUCCUUAACUUUUUAUUUACAGUUUGCAAGUAACCUGGCUUGUUACCCUAAUCUAGGUUCUGUAAUGUGGGCUAUAUUGGAGUUAUUUCUCUUGAAUUUUGGGUGCACGUCAAGAAGUUUUUCAGAACUCUCUUCUCCCUUGUAGUGAGAAAAUAAUCCUCUAAGUUCAGUGCAAGAACCAAUGUUUGAAGGUAAAGCCUGGCAGCAGAGUUUAAAAGUUAAUCACUGAAUCCUGUGCAUUGGGAGACUUGGAUACACACAUAUAUAUAUUUUUACCAAUCUCUGACAAACAUAGAAGGUGACAUUGUUAGACAAGAAUAUUUAAUCGAAGGUUUAUACAGGAAAUCAUACCUAUUCAAUGUACUCUAGAUAUAUUAUAGAUUGUAUAUUGAGAUGUCAUGAUUAAUAUAGUACAACUUUCCAUAGAACCACAGCAUCCCACACCAAGCAAGGAUUAAUACAAAUAAGUUGUAGCCAAACACCUCAGCCUAUGUAUUUGGGGCACUUUUUUUUUUGUUUGUUUGUUUUUGUAGUGUAAGUGUAUACAUUUAACAUGUGCUACAAUGGAAAAAUAUGUUUUACCUCAAAAGAGCAACAGGUUUCACUAGGUAUUAAGUUAGCUGAAAUGCAGGGGCUGUGUAAUGGUUGUUGUGCAUUGAUGUGAGUGCAAUUUAUUAUAUACUGAGACAAGAAUACAUCCUUUGAUCUAGACAGGCAUUUCUUAUUAGGGCUAACUGCGAUCAGGAUGAGAUAGCACAGGAUGCUAACCUAAACAUCCAGAUAACUGGAGAUAUUGCAACAGCACGUCUGAACAAUGCAGUCAUUUAUAAUAUGCUCAACAGAUGACCACUAGGGAGGCAAUAGCUCAUAGGUACCAUGCCUCUGAAGCUCUGUGGUAAGAGUUUCCUCCGUCACUUAAGUGUUCACUGAAAUUUCAAAAUUGCUGGUUAUAGGUCACCUCUCCUUGCUCAGAAUGAUUCCAGAUUUAAGAAUUGGUGGAUUCUGGAGAGUUAAGAGAAAUCUUGGAAAUCUCAGAAUUUAUCCAUGGUGGCAACUUUGGCAUUCCUCAGUGCUGAGAUAAGCCAGUCUCUUCCAGCAUCACCCUUGAUUAGCUCAGGCAGUACGUAGAUAAAGCAGUUCAUUAGGAAUACUGAUAAAUAAAAUAUGCUUCAACAUGCAUAUUGCAGAAACUUGUCUGAACUAAUAAUCUCCUUUCCACUCUCUUAUUUUUAUUUUCAUGACCUGUUAUGAAAUGCAAAGGGAAAAGAUACAGAGCCUGAACUUGAGAAGUAUUAAUCAGUGGCAGUUGCAGAAAGGGUGAAUGGGAACUUUAGCUGCCUACAUCUUUGCAGUCUGUCCUACAAGUUUUCAGUAGAUGAAGGUACUGUAAUACUACUUCCACACUUUGAUGGGCUUGAAAAUAUGAAGAGUUCUUAUCUACAGUUUUGUUCUAUUUUUCAUGAAUCUUGUAACAUCAUGCUAUUUAGGUAGAAUAUAUCUCUAGAGUAUGUAAGUGCCAUAUUUGAAUGUAUGUUAUACAUUCCCACAUCUAUGGCUAGUGGAAUAGUAUAUUGCUGUAGCUGAUUCUUAAAUCCUUGUUAGAUAAACUGUAAUAUCAGUAGAAAUGUUCACUUUGUAAGGGCUCUGGGAUUUAGUCACAUUUGUGCAAACUGUGACACAAUAGUGAUCAAAGUCUUCAUGGAUGCUUUUGUAUACUUGGGCCAAACAUUGGUGUAAGCCUGCCCAGCGCUGACUGUGGAUUAUACCAGCUGUCUGGACAGAAAACGCAAAUGCCUCUUAAUCCUGAAGAGUAUCUUUGUACAAAAGUAUAUCUGCUCAACUGUAUGAAGCUUCUGCAUACCAACUGAUAAAUCUGUUUUGUUUGUGAGUUCUUUAUUAGCUGUAAUUUAUGUAAUGUUUUCUGAUGCCUGAUUUCAGCUUGAAAUUAAUGAGCAUUAAUUAUUAUUUCCAGUUAGUAAAAGUAGGUUAUAUUUGCAUUAUUGGGUCUUCAUCUUUCACCAAGAACAAACCUACUUUUUCAAUAAGAUCCUCACUGUUAAGGAGUUGGGCUACAGGUCUUCUUGGCUACAGUUUUAUUUCACUGAACCAAAUUCUUGCAGUGGUAAUUGCAGUUGUGACACUGGAAGAAAAUCCAAAAACAGAUGAGAAAAGCAAUUUUUUGUCACAUGCUCUUGUUAUUCUUUGAAUGCGUUUCUCUUUUACUCAUUAGAGUACAUAAAGGGUUUCCUUCUUUCCCUAGCUUGUUGUAGAAAAUCUUUAUAGAUAGGUCAAUUUUUAAUAGCUGAAAUUUGGACUGAAAACUUUUUCCAAUCUUUAUUAUAAUAACACUUAAUGUUGAAUUUUUAUAGCAGAACUGAAGUGCUAAAAAUAAAAUUCAAAUGUUUGUGAGGGUCAUUUUUAUUUCUGACCUUUGUUGUAUAUUGGGUAGAAUAAAUCUUGUUGUGCUUACGCAUGCUGAUAUGCAUAUCAGAAGAAUCCUGCCAUAUGAAGGACUUAGUGGAAAGACUGGAUUUACCUGUUCAACAAGCUAAGUGAAAAAAAUAAAAAUGAAAAUAAAAAGGAGAAAAAAAGUGUCAAAUAGAUUUAAUGCUUUAGGCAAGAACAAAAAAUGCUCUCUUAGAGUCUUUUCAAUGACAGACUUUAUUGAACAUAUACGGAAAAGUCAUGGAAACCUUAAUGCCCUAAAGCUCCUUGAUUCUAUAAUCACAUUGUGCAAGUCUGUUGGCCUUAUGAAGACAGGUAAUCAGUCCCACUUAUCUCCAACAAACAUGCAGGUUCCCAGUAGGUAAUAGGUGUAUAAUAGCUUUAAGAAGCCUUUCUUUACAGAAAUGUAAAUUUAUUGUAUAGCAUAUUUAAAAAGAUGUUUUGCACUCUGCAAACAUGAGAUGCCUAUCACUAAAGAUAUUUAUAAUGGUAUACAUAAACAACACAGAGUUAAAGAAAAUAGGUGUAGAAUGGACCUCAAGAUGUCAGCUGUAUUGUUGUGUGGAAGAGCAGAUUUUCUUCAGUUGUGUCUCUCUUAAAGAAUUGUUUUUACAUUGCAUGGAAUGUUCUUUGUAUCAUUUAAACACAGACACAGCAAAGCCUAAGCACAAUAUCUGACAAAAUUGUAACUUGAUGGUCUCAUGUUAAUUUCUUUUAUUAUUUAUUUUCAUUAUUUCUCUUUGGGAAAUUAAAUACUUUGCCAAAUGUAAUCCUACCAUUCAGAAUUACCUGGAAAUCAAUUUGCAAUAAGCUCUUGUCAAGUCCCUGUUAAUGUAUUAUUUUUGUUACUGGUGCAUUGAAUUUUUCAGAUUUUUGAAAAAGUCACCUUUUGAAGAAGGUAUACGCGAGAAAAGAAUUCAAAAUAAGACUUCAGGAUUUUUUUUAGAAUAUUAAAAGAGGACUGUCAGCAGGGGGAAGCUGAAUUUGUUUUAGAUAAUUUUUAUUUGCCUCUGGGGAAAGUCCUUUUGAGCUAUCAACAAGGUACUAGGACAAAUUUGUCAGAAUAUCAGUGUGAAAAACAAGGGAAAAGAUCUCAAAGAAUUGUACUGAAAAAAUCACAUGGCUAGCUGUGUAAUGUUCUUUUAAUGAAAGGCAUUAUGUGAGAAGCUUCUGUGCAUGCGUUUGUGGUGCUGAGAAUAAGACUUUUAUCCAAAAAGUUCAAAGCACGCUAUGAAAUCAAGAAAAUAGUAGUUAUCCCAUUUCUCAGGUAGCAAUAUGGAAACAGGCAGAGAUGUUCAAAUCUCAAUAGAAGACAUUCAUAUUGAGUUUACGUAUGGCAAAAGCACUGCUUUGAUCACUCAGUCUGGUUUGAACUGAAAGAGAGAAAAUCUUUUGUGUGAGAAGAAUGUCUGGCUGUUUAUUCCGUCAUGCCCAGUUUCCUUAGAAAUGUCCUAAGCAUUUUAGCUUGAGCCCUUUGCAAACCAGGGAUGGUUUCCUUGAGUUAUAUCUGAAUGUAUGUGCCUUCUGCUGAGGAAUUGGUAAAAAAGAGCUAUGUCCCCAAGAUGAAAUAACAUUUUCUGCAUCUAAUCGUUGAAAAACUUUUUACUGUUGUCUGCCCAAUAGAGAACUCUGAACUUGCCAAGGGAGGAUCUCUUCAUCACAGCUUUGAACAAUACUAAUUUCCUGUUAACCAUACAAGGAACACUGACAUUUCAUUUGGAGGCAUUCUUAAGUGACCUCCAGUGAAUGUGCAGAUUAACUAGAUAGGACUUCACAUUCUGUAUUACCUUGUAACUCUUAAUGAUGCUGUUUCAAUGGUCUGUAUUCAGCACAUUAAAUUUGACAUAUCAUUCUGUCUGCAUUUCAGCUUCCAUUUGAGUGGGAAAUUUUUCCUAUCAGAUUUUGGGAUCUUAGUUUCUUUCCUUUAUGUAAGUCUGUUGUCACAAAUACAGCACUGAGCCCUGAUGGAAUGUGCAACUUGCUACUUGAUUUUGCUGUUUAAAAAACGAUGAGUUGUUGUAUAGUGGGCAUUGGUGCAGCUGAAGCAUAGGUCACAAGCUCACAGUAAUUUGUCUUUCAUUCACCAAAGUUUUGUGUAUAUAAACUGCUUUGUUUAAUAGUGGAUAUAUCAAACUCAAGUUUAGAACUGAAAAAGAAGCUUUCUACAGUGAGUUCAAAGUCUGAGCUGGUGAUAAUUUUGCAGAAUUCAUAUAGGAAGGAAACACUGCUCUAAUGGAAAAUGUGGAUGUUCCCUUAUAGCAUGCUAUUCAUGUUAAAAAAAAAUGACCAAAGUGUUUUGUCUAUGGGAACUCUGGUCAGGCAACACUUGUUUCUGUACUGACUGCAAACAAUAAGUACUCUCUAACAAAGGUGUGACAAAUCUAUUUGAUUUUGGCAAAUAUGUCAAUUUACUGGAAAAUAUCUCAACAGCAGACAAAUCAUGGAAAUUAAUUAGGAUUUGUAUUUAAUAUGGAAAUACUGCUGUGACUCCUUAAAAUGCUGCUAUGUCAUCAGUGAUGCACAGCAAUGUUUAAAGGCAAGCAUCUCAAAUGGGGUCCCUUGAUUAAUAAAAAUUUAAGGAGAGAAAACAGAAAGGGAAGAGAUAAAUAGAAAAAUGAUAAAAUGCAAUUAUUAAGUACAGAAAAUGGCCUGUGAUAGAAAGCUGGAAUGGCAAAAAUGAUGUGAAGGUCUACCACAUAUUUUACGAGCAGAGUUCCCAAUUCUUCCCACACUAUUUCACUGGUAUUGUUAUAAUGGAAUUUCCCAAAUCUUCAGAAGAUGCUUCUGAGCAUCUUGUGAAAUCACAGACAAAGCAGUUGAGCCUGAGAACGACUAAACGGUUCAGUGCUUGCCACCAGAUUCUCAGCUAGAGAGGAGACCCUGGCUGACUGAGACUUGGGCACCUGUAGAAAGAUGCAAACUCCUGUGCCCUGCCUGGCUGAGGAAGUCACACAGGAAGAGAAGGCAAGGAGCCGUACACCCAAAAAUAUAGGUGUGAGGCCUGCAGAGUAAAGGACAAUGGGGAGGUGGAAGUGAACAGAGCAGUAAUUGGAAUACAGUGGUGAGAGAGGCUUUCAUUUUCUCUAUAAUUGAUAUUAAAGAGUCCUUAUGUAGCCCAAUGUCAAAUCUGCCAUGAGAAGGGUGGAAAAAAAAAAUAUUUCUCUCUUUUCAAAUCAAUUGUGAUUUUGAUGCAUUUAAACCUGAUUUCUACAAGUCCCUGCUGCAGAGGAAACUUAACAGGAGAAUGGAUUCAAGUCUGUUUUGCCCUAACAUCUGUAUCUGCUCCUGUUAUGUGUAGAAGGCUGUGAGCAUAAAUGGUACAGAGACCUCCCCUAUACACCUUGGUGCUAUGUGAUAAUCAUGCAUCUUUCAAGUUGUUGUGAAUGGUGUGUCCUGUAACAGGUCUGCUGGUGAUAUUAGUAGUAGCCAGAGAGGAGAUGAUUUAAAGGAAAGUAACAAUUUUAAGCACUACACUUAAAUCUAAAAAUACUAAAUUGGUGAUGGUUGCAAGUGUUGCCUAAGAUUAGAAUGAAUUAAAGAUUUUCAGUGUUUGGUUGCAUUGUAUCCUUGAUGAGACUUAGCGUGUAAUCAGUUUCCCUAAAAUACAAUUUUCCCCGAGGUUCCUGUGCAUCUUUCAUGCUUCAGUGGCAGAACAAAUUAAGCAGUAGAAAAUAUUUUAAAGCUGUGAAUUUGUUCAGAUGGACACUUGUAGAAUACCUAGCAGUAUUAAAAAUAAGUAAAAAUGUUUUGCAGGUAACUAGGCUUCAGCUUGACAGUAAUGUCUCUUAAAUCAGUGGGCUCUAGCAUUUUCAUGGUCUGUUGUAUGAAAUGUACCCUGCUAACUUUUCCCAUAUGAAUUCAUUCUUCUCUUACCCCUUGCUUUCCACAACAUCUUGUUUUCUGUGUAUAAUUCAUUCUGUGUAUAAUUGUGGAAAACUAUAAAAAUAAACAAACAAACCAUCAACCAACAAAACACUGACAAUCUACAGACAGGAGCUUGAAAACCAUUAUUUAAAAUAUUUCCCUUACAGAAAUCUCUGGUGAGUGAAUAUCCCGUCCAGAGUGAAAUGGAAGAUGAGAGUAGAGCCUGACUUCGCCAUAGAUGAAUACAAAGAAGAUUAUACAAAGAUUUUUGCUAGGAAUCCAUAAAGGUGUAGAUAGACAAUCACUUGAGACAGCUCUUGUGAUUUAAGGUGUUGCCUUCUCAUGGCUGCUAAUUAUCACUCUUCAGCUAAGGAUUACGGCCCCAACAAUUAAGCAGCAGUAGAUUAUAGCAGUAGUCCUUUUCCAAUGAAUGUUGUGAACUACUCUCCCUGCCUGUUGAUUCUGCUUUCACACACAUGUAAAAGCAUUCGUGUAAUCUAUUAAAACAUCCUAGAGGAUGGUGAUUAGUAGCUAGUCAUGGCAACACCUAAAAUUGCAGAAGCUAGGUUGGCUAUCUGUGCCUUAAGCCUCUCUGUUCUCUAAUACUUGUGUAGUAGUAGCAACUGAAUACUUUCAGUUUUUGUUUGUUGCAUGCAGUAAUCUACUUCAGAGCCCUGCAGAAAAGCCUAUAGCACCACAUCAAGAAUUCAGAAGUUACAGAAGUAAUUUACAAACAGUGCUUGUAUCCUCAGGAUAAAUUUUGUUUGUUCGUUUCUAAUUUAGUAUUGUUAGGACUCAGGGGGUCUGAGAUUUGUAAAGUCAGGACAAGUCUAUCAAUCAUGUUCUCUCUAUGUAUAUUUUCAUUAAGUAUUCUAUUUUCACAACUUGUUGUCAGUUUGAAUUUUAUUCUUUGACCUAGUAAGAUUGUUACUUAUGAUCUGUUGUGUUCCAACCUAAAAUCUGAAGAUUAAGUAACUUGUGAAACAUGUCACUCUUUACAGUGUAUAUUUAAAUAUCAUCAGUUCUCUGUGAUCAGUGGGCUGCUUUGGAGAAUACUACUACUUUAAAUCACUGUUGGAUACUGAGGAAGAAUAACAUUCUGUUAAAUAAAAUAUGACCAAAUGAAAAUUAAAA